GGCCAUACUCCUACCCGAGCCCGGCCCGAAAUUAUUUUUCGGGCUUCGGGCCGGGCCGAGGCCCGAACAGUUUUACAGAAACUCAGCCCGAGCCCGGCCCGAGCCCGGCUCGAGCCCGGCCCGAGCCCGAUUGGGCCAGCCUGAUCACGAGCCCGGCCAGAGAUGUUCGCGUCCGGAGCAAGCUCCCGAAGCCACAAAUCUCUGUGCACCAACAUGAAGGCGUGGAUGCGAUCUGAUCAUUCCCAUGUAGGCCGGACUGCGCCCUCACCUCUCGGCAGAGGAGCCGAGCUCCAGCUCAUGCUCGGUGUCAUCGGCGCCGGCGCGCCUCUCGUCUUGUUCCCCAUCUAAACCCAUAAAUUCGCCCUCAGUCACCACCUCAAGGAGGAUCCGAUGGAAGCAUCAAUGGCAGAAUACAUAAUACAACAAUACAUCGCGACGUCAGGCGGCGAGCAAGCAUUAAACUCGGUGAGUAGUAUGUACACCAUGGGGAAGGUAAGGAUGACGGCGACGGAAUUCCGAGCAGGCAAUGGCAAUAACGCCAGCCAUGCCAACAAGAAGGCGAGCAAGGGUGGUGGUGGAGGGGAGAUGGGAGGGUUCGUGCUGUGGCAGAAGAAGCCGGACUUGUGGUGUCUUGAACUGGUGGUGGCCGGAUGCAAGAUCAGCGCUGGGAGUGACGGCAAGGUGGCAUGGAGGCAGACAGCAUGGCUUCGCCUCUGUGCCUCUGCAAAUCCCUCGGGCAAGUUGGCAACUGGGUUUAGCCGCGAUUCGGCAGACUGCAGACACAACUGAGUUUAGCCACGAUACGGGCUGGAAGUGGGCUCGGGCUUGGACGGGCCCGAGCUGGGCCAAUGAAAUACCCGAGCCCGGCCCGAAAUAGAAAUGGGCUUAAUCAUUCAGCCCGAGCCCGGCCCGAAAUGCAUUGAGCCUAGCCCAUAGCCCGGCCCACGGGCGGCCCGACCCGAUGGGCUUCGGGCCGGCCCGAGCCCACUUCCA
Messenger RNA from Phoenix dactylifera (date palm), 993 nucleotides. NCBI's taxonomy places the organism in Eukaryota, Viridiplantae, Streptophyta, Magnoliopsida, Arecales, Arecaceae. The record is from RefSeq and is a predicted model, not a curated record.